This is a messenger RNA of Cynara cardunculus var. scolymus (artichoke), 2130 nucleotides long. Its product is annotated as U4/U6 small nuclear ribonucleoprotein PRP4-like protein. The transcript is spliced from 6 exons. Gene Ontology annotation, molecular function: protein binding; U4 snRNA binding; U6 snRNA binding. NCBI's taxonomy places the organism in Eukaryota, Viridiplantae, Streptophyta, Magnoliopsida, Asterales, Asteraceae. The coding region runs from base 7 to 1695 and encodes 562 amino acids. Gene Ontology annotation, cellular component: U4/U6 x U5 tri-snRNP complex. Gene Ontology annotation, biological process: mRNA splicing, via spliceosome. The record is from RefSeq and is a predicted model, not a curated record.
UCGACAAUGGAGAUCGACGAGAAAGAAAACCCUAACCCUAAUGCCACCACUUUACCUCCAGACUCCAUUGUUCAAAUUGCACCAGUUGAACCUCCAAUUCCACUCGUCCCAACACCAAUCGUACCAACAAUUGCUCCAAUCCCUGUACUUCCUCCACCGCCACCUCCAAUCCCACGUCCACUUGCCCCUCUUCCUUCUAUUCGUCCCCAAAAUGGCGACGCUGCCAAGCCAACCAACGAAGAGGCAGAUUCUGAUGAAGAGGGUGAUGGGUCGGGUCCCGAAUACGAGAUUUCAGAAGAGAGCAGGUUGUUUAGAGAGAAACAGGAAAAAGCGAAACAGGAUUUCUUGAUGAAGCAACGUGCUGCUGCACUAGCGGUGCCCACCAAUGACAAAGCGGUGAGGUCUAGGCUAAGGCGGUUAGGGGAACCGGUGACACUAUUUGGUGAGAGAGAGAUGGAGAGGAGGGAUAGGUUGAGGAUGAUUAUGGCGAAAUUGGAUUCAGAAGGGCAGUUGGAAAGGCUGAUGAAAGUUUUGGAGGAAGAAGAGGCUGCUGUGAAUGCGGUGGGGAUGGAGGAUGGAGGGGGUGAGGAGGAAGGAGAGGCGAUUCAGUAUCCAUUUUAUACGGAGGGGUCUAUGGCUUUGUUGAAGGCACGGUAUGAGAUUGCAAAGGAUUCAGUGGUGAAGGCUGCAAUGAGGCUGGGGAGAGCCAGGAGGAAGAGGGAUGAUCCGGAUGAAGAUUUGGAUGCAGAGAUUAAUUGGGCUUUGGAGAAUGCAAAGACUUUUGCUAUGGAUUGCAGUGAGAUUGGGGAUGCCCGGCCUCUUUCAGGGUGUUCCUUUUCAUAUGACGGGAAGUUUCUUGCCACCUGUUCUUUAACCGGAGUUGCUAAGAUAUGGAGCAUGCCAGAAAUAAAAAUCGCGUCUUCAUUGAAGGGGCAUACCGAACGGGCUACUGAUGUUACAUUUUCUCCAACAAAUCACCACAUAGCAACUGCUUCUGCUGACCGCACUGCAAGAUUAUGGAAUACCGAAGGAACUCUGCUACACACAUACAAGGGCCAUUUGGAUCGCCUUGCUCGUGUUGCUUUCCAUCCAUCCGGGAAAUAUUUGGGCACAACUAGCUUCGAUAAAACGUGGAGAUUAUGGGAUACAGAGACUGGUGAAGAGUUGCUCCUCCAAGAAGGUCAUAGUAGAAGUGUGUAUGGGUUGACUUUUCACCCUGAUGGCUCUCUAGCCGCAUCUUGUGGGCUCGAUGCACUUGCUCGUGUAUGGGACCUGCGGUCAGGGAGAAGCAUACUUGCCUUGGAAGGUCAUGUGAAGCCGGUUUACGGUAUCAGCUUUUCACCAAAUGGGUAUCAUUUAGCAACAGGAGGUGAAGAUAAUACUUGUAGAAUUUGGGAUUUGAGGAAGAAGAGAUCGUUGUACACAAUUCCUGCACAUGCUAAUCUUAUUUCUCAAAUUAAAUUUGAGCCUCAAGAGGGAUAUUUCUUGGUAACUGCUUCUUAUGAUAUGACUGCUAAGGUAUGGUCAGCCAGAGAUUUUAAGCCCGUGAAGAUCCUUUCUGGUCACGAAGCUAAAGUUACAUCUCUUGAUGUAGUUGGGGAUGGACAAAGUAUUGCCACUGUUUCUCAUGACAGGACAAUAAAACUAUGGACCAGCAAAAAUUACGAAAAGGAGAAGACAAUGGACAUUGAUUAAAUUUCUUCCGAGUUCUACAUUGACGAGUCAAGUAUGUCACAGAGAUAGAGAUAUGAUGGGAGAUUGAAGAACUUAACCUCGUAUAUGGAGUUGAAGAAGUUCAAAGGUAAAGUCUUCAUCUUUUCCCCAAAUUUCCGAUCUUUGACCCUGGAGAAGCGAUUUUUGUAAAGUUAUGUUGGAGAAAUGCACCAGUUUUCUCUUGUACUUUGACAGGCACAAGUUUUGUAGCUCAGGAUCAUCGUGGCAAGACUUGUUGUUAGUCCUAACAUUUGGAACAUUAAGUAUCUAGAACGAGCGAUAAAAAGGCGAGUGCUAGAGCAACCAAUAAGGUUUCUCUGGUCAUUUUUCCGAGAUAAUUAUAGUGCAUGUAAUUUUACUUGUGUGACAGUAUCAGUAAGCCUAAUUUUGUCUUAACACCAUAUUGUAACGUUUUUA